AUGUCAUCAGAUUCGGAAUCAGAUGCCCCCUUUAAUGUCAGCGAGACUUUGAUCCCAUUUAGAGAUAUUAAACCCGUGGAUAACAGCAGUGUGUCUUUCGAUGGUAUUUUGGACAAUCCUUUGGUCCUCAAAGAAGACCUCAAAGAUGGAUGCGGUGGCCAGCUAUGGCCAGCCGGGAUGGUUCUAGCGAAAUAUCUACUGCGCCGGCAUCACUCGGAUUUUUCUGGAAAAACAAUAGUUGAACUGGGGGCUGGGGGCGGUCUCGUUGGGCUUGCGGUUGCACGGGGCUGUACCGUUGGUCCAUCUCCUAUUUAUAUUACAGACCAGCAACCGAUGUUGCCUCUGAUGGAGACAAAUAUCGAGCUCAAUGACCUCUCAUCGACUGUUGCAGCUGCAGUUUUGGAUUGGGGGGCCCCUCUUCCAGAUUGUAUUCCGGCUCACCCCGCGAUCAUACUUGCCGCAGAUUGCGUCUACUUUGAACCGGCCUUCCCUCUUUUAAUCACCACCCUCAAAGAUCUCUUGGGUCCUGAGUCUGUCUGUUACUUCUGUUUCAAAAGACGUAGACGAGCGGACCUUCGUUUUAUAAAAAUGGCAAAAAAGGCAUUCGACAUUGAGGAGGUCCAUGAUGACCCUGAUGUGGAUAUCUACAGACGAGAAAAUCUUUUUCUCUACGCAAUACGUUCAAAAUCAUGCAAAAGGGAUAGUCGUGAGAGGGAUUGA
Aspergillus wentii DTO 134E9 is the source of this 720-nucleotide messenger RNA. RefSeq lists its product as uncharacterized. The record is from RefSeq and is a predicted model, not a curated record. Bases 1 to 720 code for a protein of 239 amino acids. NCBI's taxonomy places the organism in Eukaryota, Fungi, Ascomycota, Eurotiomycetes, Eurotiales, Aspergillaceae. The transcript has 2 exons.